This is a messenger RNA of Adineta steineri, 2841 nucleotides long. NCBI's taxonomy places the organism in Eukaryota, Metazoa, Rotifera, Eurotatoria, Adinetida, Adinetidae. The record is from the annotation of a GenBank genome assembly.
AUGUCUAAGCCACAAUUUCGAAAAAUUAAACGACACUUGCCAUCAUCAUUUCAUUCAACUCAAAGUAACAAUACAAUGUUGACAAGUACAUUGGGCAAACUUUUAGUUCGAAAACUAACACUUCGUUCAUCAACAUCAAACCUAUCAAGAAGUACACUCGAACUGAACAGUAAUUAUGAACGACAGGGUUCUUCAAUAACAUCAUUAAAUCAACAUACAACCAUGGGUAAAUAUCAACAACAAAAAAAUAUCAUAUCACAACAAAAUAUUCAAUUGAUUGAACAAAUUGGUGAAGGAGAAUUCGGAACAGUCUAUAAAGCAUUUUGGAAAACAAAACAAAAUGAAUUAUUAACUGUUGCUGUUAAACGUUUAAAUAAACUUGAACAAAAUUUUGGUCUUGAUGAUAUAUUAAAAGAAAUAUGUGUAUUACAAGAUACUGAACAUCCACAUAUUGUUCAAUUUUUUGGUAUUGUUAUACAAACCGAUGGAUUAUUUAUGCUUGUAACAGAAUAUGCUCAUUUUCGAUCAUUAUAUGAAUGUUUAUUAUCCGAAAAUGCUAAAUAUGAAUAUACAAUUGAAAUUUUACUUGAAUUUUUAAGACAAAUAACAUUAGCAAUGAGUUAUUUAGAAAAGAAAUUUUUAAUCCAUAGAGAUUUAGCUAGUAGAAAUAUUCUUGUUUUUAAUAAAUCACUUGUUAAACUUUCUGAUUUUGGUCUUUCUCGUCUAUGUUGUUCAGAAACUAAUUAUUAUAAAACAUCAUGGAAAGAUACAUUACGUUUACCAAUAGCAUGGAUGAGUCCAGAAGCAAUUAAUUUUCUACGUUUUACAACAGCAUCUGAUAUGUUUUCAUUUGGUGUUUGUAUGUGGGAAUGUUUUACUUAUGGACAAAUGCCAUGGCAAGGAAUGACAAGUGCUGAAAUUGUCAAUGCCAUUGAUGCUCCUAAUUAUCAACGAUUACCACGACCUCCUUACGCUACAACAGAGCUCUAUCAAAUCAUGCUUCAUUGUUGGAAACAUGAACCAACCGACCGGCCAACAUUUACACAACUAGAAAAAACUCUACGAGAAAUUGAAAUAAAGAAAGUUCGUUGGAAAGAUAAAAAUUGUAAAUCAAUAAAUUUUCCCGAUGGUUUCCUUUCGACAGAAUCUUGUAUACUUGGACCAUUGACUAUCCUCGAUCGAUGUCUUAACGUUCCCAUAUCAUCGUCAUCGGUCAAUAAUUUUCUUCAGUGUGUAUCUGUAGACGGUCAAAUCGGUUUCGUUUAUAAUGCAGAUGUUGAACCAUUACAUGUUAUUUCAAUAUCUAAACCAUUAAUUUCUUCAACAACAACAACAACAAAAACUAAUAAUCAUCAUCAUCAUCAUCAUUUAACACCAUCAACAAUGAGUAAUUUUUUUCAUCGAAAAUCAGAUGCAAAGAAAAAUUUAGGAAAAAUCAAAAGUAAACAAUUAUCAAAAGAUAUGAUUGGUUUGCCUCAAGCAGAUUUUAUUCAUGCAUUUCAUAUUGGUGUAUCAGGUGAAACAUUUGGUGAUGUUGCUUGUCUUGCUGGUGUAGAAAAAACAGAUUUAAUUAAAAUUCCUAUUGAAAAAAGUCCAUCAACUAUAAAUGAAUUCGAAUCAAAUUAUAAACAACCAAUUAUUGUUAAUGAAGAAGAAAAUGAAGAAAUCAUAUCUAUUGAACAAUUAACAAAUGAUACACAACCUUCAUCUUUACUUGAUGAAGUUAUGCAAGCAUUUACUGAAAUAUAUUCUGAACCUGAAUCAGCAUCAUAUUUAUCUAUCGAUAGUAUUCCAAUAAAAUCACCACUAGCACUUAAACCUGAAAGAAGUCUAUCAACAUCACCAAAAUCUCCAACAAUUAAUCUUAAAUUAUCAACAUCAGUCGACAUAAAUCAAUCUCCAUCGGAUACCAUGAUAGAUUCGAACAGUCGAUUACUUGAUCAUAAUCGUUUAUUACUCAAAUCUCCAUUAAAAAAAUCUAAUGAAGAAACUUGUCGAUUUACACGCGAACUUGAACAACGUUUACAAAAUGGUGAUAUAAGUGAAGAAGCAAAAAAUGCGUAUAAUCGAUUAGUUAAUGGACGUAAAGAAGAUAGUUCAUCAAUAUUACAUGAAGAAAAUGUACAUUCGACGAGUAAUGGCGAUUUAUCAUCAAAUAAUAAUGAACAUCAAAAUGAUAUUAAACAAUCAUCUAUUGAUCAUCAUUCAGUAAUACCAUUAUUUGGUUCAUCAUCAUCAUCAUCUUCAACUAGUAUAUCAACUAGUUCAACAAGUAAUCAUAUACAAUCAAACACAUCAUCAUCAUCAUCAUCAAAUAAAAAAAAAUCUGAUCGUCAUUCACAUUAUUCAUCAACAUCAACUGAUAAUGAUAUUAGUAUUGAUCUUAAACCACAAAGUGAAUUAUCUCCAUUAAAACUUUUAAGAAAUGCUGUGAAUCCUUCAAGUUUUAUAUCAAAAUCAAUGCGUCAUCAAACAUCAGUAACUGAAACAACAAAUUUAUCAAAUCAUUCACCUGUAUCAUCAGCAUCAAAUACGUUAAGUAAUUUAUCAUCAGCAUCACCAUUAUUCGAUCAUCCGACAUCAUUACCACCACCUUCACAUUCAUCAUCAUCAUCAAAUAUGGAUGAUAAUCGUUCAUUGUCAAGUUUAAAUUCACGUUCGUUAUUAACAAAUAAAAAUGAUCAAAAUUCAGUAACAGGACAACCUUUACCACCACCACCUGAUUUAUCAAGUUUAGGAAGUAAAUUAACAACAGCAAAUAUUACACAAACAUUAAAAUUACCAGCACCAUUAACAUCAUCGACAUCGGGAUCAAAUACCUUUCGAUCAAAAAGUAUGUAA